AUGACUGACUUUAACAAUAUUGGUUACAGUGAACAAAACAUAACUUCCAGUUUUAUUAUCAGAACUAAUACAAGGAGGAAGCCAGGAAACUUUGCACAGAGAAAAGAAGCCCAGUUUUAUGAAAAACUAUGCAUUUUUUGUAAUGAAAACCACAGCCCAGUAAAUUGUAGCCUGGACCACAACAAGAAACUGGAAAAAAUCAAGAUGGACAAGUUGCGUUUUAUUUGUCUUGGCAGACACAAAGUGGCAGAUUGCAAAUCCAACAAAACAUACAAAAGGUGUAAUCGGCGUCAUCAUACCUCAUCCAGAUCUUCUCAAGUUCUACUAAAGACAGCAGUGGCAGAGGUACAGUCCAGGAAUGGAACAGAUUGUCAAGCAAACAUCAUGUUUGAUGAGGGAUCACAACGAUGUUUUAUCAACCAAAAAUUGGCAUCUGAACUCCAGCUUGAGAUAAUUGGAAAAGAAGUAUUCAAUGUUUCAAGAUUUGGAUCGAAGAAAACCGAAGUACAUCACCUUGACAGAGUACAACUAACUAUCAUUGGUGAAGAAAACCAGUACAUGCCGAUAGAUGUACUUGUCGUUCCACAAAUUGGUGUUCCAAUUCAAACCCACUUAGCAGAGAUAAAACAACUUCCACAUCUACGUUAUUUGAAGCUAGCACAUACCAAUCCAAGUGAUCAACCAUUUGAAAUAGAAAUACCUAUUGGAGCAGAUUACUACUGGGACUUCAUCAUGAACCAUGUUGUACGUGGCAAUGGACCAACUGCUGUCAAAUCCAAACUAAGAUACCUGCUAUCUGGACCAGCAAAAAAUGCCAGAGCAAAUACAACAGGUGACAAAGUGUGUGCUGAAAUGGUGGACAGAAAUCCAGAUUAUCCCUCUGCUGAUUAUGGUCUUCCUAUGUACGACUACUGUCCACAGAAUGACUAUGGUCGCCCAUCAUAUGAUUACAAUCAACCCUCCUACCAUCCUCAGCAGGGCCAGGGCUAUGGUCAGGAGAGAUAUGACCCACACUCACAGUAUCAGAGAGCACCACACCCUCCCGUGAAAGAGGAAUAA
Messenger RNA from Ostrea edulis (European flat oyster), 1059 nucleotides. RefSeq lists its product as uncharacterized. The record is from RefSeq and is a predicted model, not a curated record. Lineage: Eukaryota; Metazoa; Mollusca; Bivalvia; Ostreida; Ostreidae. Bases 1 to 1059 code for a protein of 352 amino acids. The transcript has a single exon.